UCCAAUAAUUCAUUUCCACUCCAAAAAAACCACCCUCCCUCCCAAAAGAUGGCCGAUCCACUGAGCUGCGCCGCCGCCGACCUCCUCCCGCUCCUCGGCUCCGCCGCCAACGCCACGGCGGCGGCGGCCUUCAUCUGCGGGCGGUUCGACGCGGUGUCGAGCCGGCUCUCCGAGGCCACCUACGCCAUCGACAACACGUACCUCCUCUUCUCGGCGUACCUGGUCUUCGCCAUGCAGCUCGGCUUCGCGAUGCUCUGCGCCGGCUCCGUCCGCGCCAAGAACACCAUGAACAUCAUGCUCACCAACGUCCUCGACGCCGCCGCCGGCGGCCUCAGCUACUACCUCUUCGGCUACGCCUUCGCCUUCGGCAGCCCCUCCAACGCCUUCAUCGGGAAACACUUAUUCGCCCUCCGCGACUUCCCCACCCCCACCGCCGAUUACAGCUUCUUCUUGUAUCAGUGGGCUUUCGCCAUCGCCGCCGCAGGUAUUACAAGCGGGUCCAUUGCAGAGAGAACUCAAUUUGUGGCAUACUUGAUAUACUCCUCAUUCCUGACCGGGUUCGUGUAUCCGGUGGUCUCCCACUGGGUCUGGUCCGGCGACGGUUGGGCCGGCGCAGGGAAGAUCGGUGGGAGCCUUCUCUUCGGCUCCGGAGCCAUCGACUUUGCCGGUUCAGGUGUGGUUCACAUGGUCGGUGGCAUUGCCGGUCUAUGGGGGGCGCUCAUCGAGGGGCCAAGGAUAGGCCGGUUCGACCACAGCGGCCGGUCCGUCGCUCUGCGCGGCCACAGCGCGUCACUAGUGGUGCUAGGCACCUUCCUUCUGUGGUUCGGUUGGUACGGGUUCAACCCCGGUUCGUUCCUGACGAUCUUGAAGUCGUACGGCACGAGGGGAGCCUACUACGGCCAGUGGAGCGCGGUGGGGAGGACGGCUGUCACGACGACAUUGGCUGGGAGCACGGCUGCCCUAACCACCCUGUUUGGGAAGAGGCUCUUGGUUGGGCAUUGGAAUGUGCUUGAUGUGUGCAAUGGACUGUUGGGAGGGUUUGCUGCGAUUACCUCCGGCUGCUCCGUGGUUGAGCCAUGGGCUGCAAUCAUAUGUGGCUUUGUGGCGUCUUGUGUCCUGAUAGGGUUCAACAAGCUGGCCGAGAAGGUGAAGUAUGAUGACCCGUUGGAGGCGGCGCAGCUGCACGGUGGCUGCGGCGCGUGGGGCCUGCUAUUCACCGGGCUAUUCGCCAAGCAAGCUUUCGUGAACGAGGUUUACCCAGGGAGACCGGAUAGGCCAUACGGGCUGCUCAUGGGCGGUGGCGGGAAGCUCUUGGCUGCCCAGAUCAUCCAGAUCCUGGUGAUCAUUGCGUGGGUUACGGCGACAAUGGCGCCGCUGUUCUUGGCCCUCCACAAGCUGAAGCUGCUGAGGAUUUCGGCCGACGAUGAAAUGGCCGGAAUGGAUGUCACCAGGCAUGGUGGUUUAGCCUACAUCUACCAUGACCAUGAAGACCACUCCAAUCUGCCACAGUUCAAGAUGACGAGGAUCGAGCCGAGGGAGACUCCGACACCGGAACACUGAUCCAGGCAUGUUCAAGAAUUCAGCAUCUACCACAAAGGAACCAAUGUUUUCCAAAACGCAUUAGGCUGUGAAGCAUGUCAAGAACUAGUGGUAUAUGAUAACAAUAUUUGAUAUGCCUAUAAUUUGAUGUUUUUGCUCUGUUUUGACUGGUAGCUAAGUUUCUUUGUGUAACAGAGUCGUAUAUUGAGUUCUAUGUCAAACUUCUAUUCUGUAAGAUUGUAUAAAUAUAUAUAUAUUCAGCUUCAUUCGUCUAAA
Molecule: messenger RNA, 1815 nt
Organism: Salvia miltiorrhiza (redroot sage)
Lineage: Eukaryota; Viridiplantae; Streptophyta; Magnoliopsida; Lamiales; Lamiaceae
Product: ammonium transporter 1 member 2-like
Exons: 3
Coding region: 49-1560 (503 amino acids)
Biological process (GO): ammonium homeostasis; ammonium transmembrane transport
Cellular component (GO): membrane
Molecular function (GO): ammonium channel activity
Source: RefSeq, a predicted model, not a curated record